UUUCUCUUUAGACCUUUCAGCUUCUUCUUCUCCUCCUCCUCCUUUGAACACACCUCUCUCUCAUGGUUUUCUCUCUCUAAAAAGCACUGCAUGAACUGAAAAUAACAUUCCACAAAACCUCCUUACUCUCUCGAAGAAGUUGAAAAUGGCUUCUUCAAUGAACAACUGGUUGGGUUUCUCUCUCUCACCGCAAGAAGGAAACAUCCCAUCAUCACAUCAAGAUCAGAUAGAUCACUCCCAAAACUCGGUCUCUCGUCUGGGCUUCAACUCCGGCGACGAAAUAUCCGGCACCGGCGCCGACGACGACGUCUCCGGCGAAUGCUUUGAUCUCACUUCUCACGACUCGGCUCUUCCCUCUCUUAACCUCCCUCCCCCUUUUGGGAUAUUUGAAGCUUUCAACCGCAGCAACAAUAACCCCUCACAAGAAUGGAAUAUGAAGGAAAUGAGCAUGGACUCUGAUAACACCACCAACUACAAAACCACCUCAGAAUACUCCAUGCUAAUGGGGGCUUCAUGCAAUAAUACUCAAAAUCAAGGGGGUCCAAAGCUAGAAAAUUUCCUCGGUGGCAACUCUUUUUCCAAUCACGGAGACCACCGCAGCCACUACAACAUGUAUACACCAUUGCAGCUUCCGGUACCGGAGUCGACGGCAGACCCUACCGCCACCGCCACCAUCGACGGCGGACCAACAACCAUAGGCCUGUCCAUGAUAAAGAACUGGUUGCGAAGCCAGCCGACACCAGUACCGCCGCCACAGCCGGAUAACAAAGCCGACUGUGGUGGUGGGAAUAACGUGCAGACGCUGUCGCUGUCGAUGAGCACGGAGUCCCAGACCGGGUCGCCCCUGCCGCUUCUGGCGGUGAGCGGGGGCGGCGGAGAGAGUUCUGUUUCGGUGGAUAAUAAGCAAAAAGGGACGAGUCUUGAUGCCCAAACCGGUGCAAUAGAGGCGGUGCCUCGCAAGUCUAUCGAUACCUUUGGUCAGAGGACUUCAAUAUACCGUGGUGUAACCAGACAUAGAUGGACUGGUCGAUAUGAGGCUCACUUAUGGGAUAAUAGCUGUAGAAGAGAGGGGCAAACGCGUAAAGGAAGGCAAGGAGGUUAUGAUAAGGAAGAUAAGGCAGCCAGGGCUUAUGAUCUAGCAGCAUUGAAGUACUGGGGUACCACAACCACCACAAAUUUCCCUAUAAGCAACUAUGAGAAAGAAAUUGAAGAAAUGAAGCACAUGACAAGGCAGGAGUAUGUUGCCUCCCUUCGAAGAAAGAGCAGUGGUUUUUCACGUGGUGCAUCAAUUUACCGUGGAGUUACAAGGCAUCAUCAGCAUGGAAGAUGGCAAGCAAGGAUUGGAAGAGUUGCUGGAAACAAGGAUCUUUACUUGGGAACUUUCAGCACCCAAGAGGAAGCAGCAGAGGCCUACGACAUUGCUGCGAUAAAGUUCCGCGGACUCAACGCUGUUACAAACUUUGAUAUGAGCAGAUACGAUGUCAAGAGCAUACUUGAGAGCAGCACUUUGCCGAUUGGAGGAGCAGCCAAGCGAUUGAAAGACGCCGAGCAGGCUGAAAUGACUAUCGACGCCCAGCUGAGUACAAGCGAUAACGCCCUAAGUUCUUCCCAUCUCGCGAAUGGAAUACCAAACUAUGGUGCUGCUCAUCCCCACGGUUGGCCCACCAUUGCCUUCCCACAGGCUCAGCCAUACGGCAUGCAUUAUCCUUAUGUGCAGCAAAGAGUUUGGUGCAAGCAAGAGCAAGAUGAUAAUUCCACACACACUUUUCAAGACCUUAACCAAAUUCAAUUGGGAAACACACACAACUUCUUCCACCAACCUACUUCUGUGUUGCACAACCUAAUGAGCCUGGAAUCUUCCACUCUGGAUCACAGCUCCAGCUCCAAUUCCGCGGUCUAUAGUGGUGGAGGAGGCAGUGACGGUAUAGGGUAUGGUGGUUUCGGAAUCCCAAUGGCAACAGUUAUUGCUCAAGAAGGGAACAACGGUCAAGGUCAAGGAAACGGGUACGGUGAUCAUAAUGAUAUCAAGAUGCUUGGUUAUGACACCGUGUUUGGCUCAUCGGAUCCCAAUUAUCAAGCAAGGAACUUGUACUAUCUCCAGCAACAAUCGUCAGCCGGCGGUGCAAUGAAGGCAUCUGGCGUGUACGAUCAGGGCUCCGCUUGUAACAAUUGGGUACCAACCGCGGUUCCAACUCUCACAACUAGGGCUAACAACAUGGCCCUUUGUCACGGAGCGCAGAAUUUCACGGUUUGGAACGAUACGUAAAACGACUCUCAGACGGAUUGGAAGCAGGAUAGAAAAAGGGAUGUAAAACACAACUUACUGAUGAUCAUGUCCUAAUUUUGAUCUUUCAUUUUCCUUUCUUCCUUCUAGAUUUAAGCGACUCCCGAACAUGUUAGGGAAGGUAGGCCUAUUUUUGUUCUUUUUUUUUUUUUUGAUGUUUAUGACUUUUGCUAGUUGAUGCAGAAGUUAUGUUAGGAUCUAACUGGAAGUUCAGCAAUAGCAAGUGAAGAUAGAUUAGUACUGAUUUCUCACUUCACUUGGUAUUAGUUUUGGGGACUUUGGACUUGUAGAUCUAUCUCGGAAAGUAAUACACCAGGGCUAACUUUGUAAUUUUGAAUAACAUGAUUAUGAUAUUCAUGC
Molecule: messenger RNA, 2644 nt
Organism: Rhododendron vialii
Lineage: Eukaryota; Viridiplantae; Streptophyta; Magnoliopsida; Ericales; Ericaceae
Product: AP2-like ethylene-responsive transcription factor AIL1
Exons: 8
Coding region: 146-2266 (706 amino acids)
Biological process (GO): regulation of DNA-templated transcription
Molecular function (GO): DNA-binding transcription factor activity; DNA binding
Source: RefSeq, a predicted model, not a curated record